This is a messenger RNA of Prorocentrum cordatum, 945 nucleotides long. Lineage: Eukaryota; Dinophyceae; Prorocentrales; Prorocentraceae. The record is from the annotation of a GenBank genome assembly.
CUGCAGUCGCGCCGCUUGCUACCUCCCCCCCUGCCGAUGAGGCAUCCAUGCGUGCAGCCAUCGAAGCCCAGGCUCAGAGCCAGGCGGCUGGGCCCGGGGCCCGCAGCUCCAGUAGCCGGCCCUCUAGUUGCGCAGCCUGCUGCCCAGCCCGCUGCCAUCCUAGCCCAUGUCCGGAGCCAAGCGGCGGCCGCCGCGGCCCCGGCGCCGGUUCUCGGUCUGCCCCCAGUCGCUGGCGGCGCUGGCAUGCCGCAACCCGUGCGCCUCGUUAGGUUAACACCAGAGCCGAGCACGAGCAGGCAGUCUCAAGCUGGCUUAUGCGGGUGCGGCAGAUCGUAGGAAGCAACAAGGACCCGAGGAUGAACCUCACUUCCCACUUUGCUUCCAACCUCUCUUCGCAGGUGGACCUCCACAAUGUGGCGCAAGCUAUGGGCGUCCGUAUAGUCCAUGGCUCGCGCCGCGGUGGUGCCACCUACAGCGGCGCCCCGCCUUUUGCGUUCGCUACGGGGGGCCCGAACCAACCGUCUCUGGAAGUCACCGCGGCGUUGUCGCCCAAGCAGAAGUUUCAUAUUCAGCUUGUCAACAAGAGGUUUGGCACUGUAGUUGUGCGCGGGGGCCAGGCCACCCUUGACACUUGGAUCGAGGAGCUGACUUUGUUUCUGGGUCCAGUGGUCGACCUCCAGUCACCGGCCCCGCCGGCCUCUAGUGCUAAUUUGUUGCGCGAGCCGGCGCCGAAGAGGUCGGCGCGCCAGAUUCUCGCUGACGCGGAGGAGGCCAUCCAAAGGGGCAUUGGCAAUCUCGGCUGAACGUCGCGGGCGCACGGCCGCCCGCAAGGCUCGAGCGGGCCACUAGGUAACCUCAUUAGGGCAUCCCGCUGCAUGCCCUGCGUCGUUGCCGCCCCAGGAAGCCAUAUGUCAUAUGAACCAUAUUGGUUGAGGCGUAGCGGAA